GUCACGUGUGUUAGUUGGAUUAGGCCAUGCUUUAAGUAGCACAACUAAUUAGAAACCGAACCGCAAUGGCGGCUGCGGAAGUACUGUGCUGCUCAUACUACAGCUGCUCGCCUUGGACCAUUCAAUUAGGCAUAUGUCUCCGUCGCUGUCCAAUCCCUAACCACCUUGCUCCUCCAAGACUCAGAAAAACUCAGACAUAUAAGCACCCUAAUCUACGAUUACCAGCCGUCUCCAUGCUACAUCAAAAUCCGGUCGUCUCUGACCUCUGCGCUACUGGUUUGGCCGGUGCCAUAGCUCUUUCGCUGCUUCGUGUUUGGCAAGAAACCGCAAAACGACGGCUGUUUGACCAGACUAUCACUCGUACCGCCGGCGGCAACUAUGUUGGUAGGUAAUGCCGUAGUCUCCGAUGUCAUUGCGGCUUUUGUAUCGGCCGGCAUCAUUUUCGCUUUUCUUCAAUUGUGGAAAGAAACAGCCAAGCACGGGCUCGACCAGAAACUGAAUAGGAAGCUUGUUCACAUAAGCAUUGGGCUAGUUUUCAUGCUUUGCUGGCCAUUAUUCAGUUCAGGGCAUCGAGGAGCAAUUUUGGCAGCUCUUACUCCAGGCAUCAACAUAUUCCGAAUGCUUAUUUUGGGAUUGGGGAUUUGGAAAGAUGAAGCCACAGUGAAAUCAAUGAGCAGAUUUGGAGACCACAGGGAACUUCUUAAGGGACCCCUUUACUAUGCCUUAACUAUUACUUUAACUUGUGCAAUCUAUUGGAGGACUUCCCCUAUCACAAUUGCAGCAAUAUGCAACUUGUGUGCUGGAGAUGGAAUGGCAGACAUUGUGGGAAGACGGUUCGGCAAUCAUAAACUCCCUUACAACACAAAUAAGUCUAUAGCUGGUAGCGUUGCAAUGGCACUGGCUGGUUUUUUAGCUUCCAUCACGUAUAUGCAUUAUUUUGCCUCAUUUGGAUACGUUCGUGAAAGUUGGGAAAUGACAAUGGGCUUCUUGGUUGUCUCUAUUGCAUCAGCCAUUGUAGAAUCACUUCCCAUAAGUACUCAACUUGAUGACAAUCUCACUGUAAGUUUGACUUCUGUGUUGCUUGGAACCCUUGUUUUCUGAUUUCCAGAAUUAAUGUGAAUUUAUAAUUGUUGGCCACUGAAUGUUUUCUUUUAGAGUUAACAUUCCAUGUUUAGAAAUUACUAUAUGAUGUAUUCUAGUCUAUUCCCUGUGUAAUUCCAAUUAUCAAAUAAAGCGUACCAAUUAUUCCACUGCAUUA
This is a messenger RNA of Jatropha curcas, 1258 nucleotides long. RefSeq names its product Phosphatidate cytidylyltransferase family protein (gene FOLK). The record is from RefSeq and is a predicted model, not a curated record. Gene Ontology annotation, molecular function: kinase activity. NCBI's taxonomy places the organism in Eukaryota, Viridiplantae, Streptophyta, Magnoliopsida, Malpighiales, Euphorbiaceae.